UGUUGAGGUAGUUAUGAGUUUUAAACAUCUGCGUGGAAUUCAACGCAAAAUUUGCUCAGAAACUGAAAUAGUAUUUGCACAAAAUUAAUGAGUGAUUGUCCAAUUGUGAAAAAGUCUAUUAUAUUAGCUCAAAUUUAUGAAGAUCCACCAACUUAUCGUCACCUUUUUUUGUUUGAAGCUUAAGGGUUAAAUAUUGCAAUGAAAACUGCUGUCUGCUUCUCACCUAAAAACUCCGACUUGGAAAAGCAAUUAAUUCAUCGUUUUCUUACUCUGUUUCCAUCUUAGAAUUGACUUCUAUUCUGACUUUGCUUCUGAUCUGCAUUAACGACUCUUUAUUUUCUCUUUGUUUUUCGUUAUGGUAGUUUUCUAUAAAAAGAACACUUAAAAAAAGGUUAAAUUGACAAAUAAUAAAAAAAACUUAAGUUUCUUUUUUAUCUGACUGUGUGAUUGUUAUUUUACCCCGGUACACUCGGGACCACCAUUUCCCUUCUUCUCUUCUCUAUUUAUAUUAAAAUUAACUUCAACAGGAUGUUAUUGAUUUUAAUGAGAUUCAAAGAAUCGACUAUUUGUUAUUGGGAUCACUUUACGUAUCGUUGUUUGAAGCGCAUGACUUCAGCUGUGAAGCAAUAAUCCGUUGCUUCGCAUAGUUCCAUCGCUUAAGCAACAAAGUGAUAUCUUUUAGUACACUGGAUAAUUGAAUGCUUCUUUAAUAGAAAUACUAUGUUAAUCUUUGCAUAAUGUAUAGAUAUUACUAACUUACCACAUUUAUCUAAGUUCAUACAUGUAAUAUUGGAGCUAAUGAAAACCUUCCUUUAUUGUAAUUUGCAGUACAUUCUAACAACUAUUAAGACACAUCAUGAUUACUAUUAAUAACCACUUGAUAGAUUUUAAAUGGCAAUACUUCUUAGUAUAACUAUCUAGUAUCCGGAACCUAUUGGCCUGAUCCAGAUGCACACCGUAUAGGACCAUUUAAGGGGAAAACGCUCUUUACCAAGGAUUUCUCCGUUCCCGAGACGCAACCCCGAGAUCUCUAGUUAAAUGUUGAGGGAUCUCAUAAAUCCCACUACACCAGUCGUGCAAUCCAAUUACUUAAAGAAAAAUUGAUAUCUGUUUAACAAUAAUUUAAUUUCUUACCUAAGCGGUAUAAUCUUAUUAAUUUUUUCUGGUUAGGAUUAUGUAAUAAGUUCUACUUAUUCACUUGACUACCACAUUUUGGUAACUAGUUUUUGAAAUUAAUUAGUUGACAAAGCGGAAAAAAUGUUUGACCUUCUGACUGUAUGUGGUACCCUCAGGACCACCACUGUCUCUCUUCUUCUCUUCUCUAUUUAAAUUGAAUGAUUUGCUCUUCUUUCCUUACGCUUUUGCAUUGUACUAUCCUCUCUUCAAGCUACUUAGAAGCGCCUUACAAAGUUUCCACCUUUCAUUUCUCACCUUACCUCAACUCAAUUCUUUCACUCUCUUACUUCAAUUCUCUCUCUGUAUUCUUCUGUCGGUAAUCCAAGUAGGAUUUGGUUCUUGAGACUCUUUCUUCAUCUUUCCCGGUUGUUCUUGCCCGAACCUUCUUUCUCUUCUCUAUUCUGUGGUUAAGAAGCACUUUGUUUUCGUGAUCACGGGCAGUUUGGAGGCUCGACACUCACUUGAACUUGUCGUUCCUGAUUACAUGGCUAAGAAAGGUUUCCAUCAGACGGGUAAGGUAAUUGCCAGAGAAAUAAUUGCUAAUCCAAAUCCUGUUGCUAUUAAUGCUCCGGAAGGAUUUCUGUUAGAGUGGUGGAAUAUAUUUAAUGAAAUACUCAGCUCUAGCUUCCUUGAGGUUGCUCUACUCGCUGCCGAAUCCUUCAAUAAGGUUGAGCAGACAGUGGAUGCUAUUGUGCCUAAAAUCAAUCCUGAAAAUUCGACUUAUGUUCCUAAUCAUAUUGUGCCGAAAUGUAAACCACUUGUGCGCGAUGACAAAUUAAUCAAACAUGACGUGGUUGGCACAUAUGAACCUCCCAAUGGAGUGUACAUGGUCACUCGAAUAGGAGUUAGUUACCUGUCAGAACGUGAGAGCCCUUCCAACUUUGGGAACAACAGGUCUCUCCAACAAGCAUCUCAUCAAGGAUGGCCAUCUGUUGAUAAUGUAGCAGUUCAAACAUUGGAUAUGCUCAAACUUCCUGCCCCUGCAAGUUCUGGUGAUUUCUUUAGUAUGCUCACUCAAGCUGACUCGAGUGGAAAAGAUGCAGGAAUGCUUGGUGAUAGAAAUCAAAGAACCUCGGAGAAUUUACCAGCUGACCAGCAAAUAAUGGCUCCUAUAGGAGGUAUUAUGAAAAUUUCUGGAAAGCAACCUGCAGUGCCGAGUAGCAGAAAGAGGAAAACUCUAUUGAGUUCUGUGGCAUCUAUUGGGAAAGAGAAAGCUACUGUUGCUGGUAUUGCAAAGGACAAUACUAAAAGCUACUUCCCCCAAGGAGAUGCUGGUCUGGCUAGUGCAAGUAAUUCGAUCUAUGCUUUGAGGAAAAGAGCUGAUUUCAACCUUAUUACUUGCACUGAACAGUUCUGUCAAAAGUAGAUGUUGCAGACACCAUUAAUUUACCUCAUCGGAACCAAUCACUAACACUUGAGAGUGCCCAGGGCAGAAAGUGCACGACUGGAACUUAUUGCCACCAGAGAACAGUUCAAUAAUACACUUUCCUUCACUAACAGACCAUAUUCGUGCACUAUCUUCGCACACGGAUGCCAGUUAAUUCCCACUCAUAUCCCAGUAAAUUGAACGAACGUCUUUGACGUGUCCCUAUAAAUCAAAGAAAACGAAAUCACAUUGAUACAUUAUAGUAAUGCAACAAAUAAGAAAUUCAAAACAAGCUUGAUCGAUGAUCAAGAAGAAGAAUCUUACUUUUAACUUUUUUUUUUUGGAUGUUGUUAGUCUCGAGAUCAAAGAUAUUUAUAAUAUUUCCGGUAGAACUUGCCAAAAAGUCCCCAAGUUGAGGUUGAAAUCUAACUUGUCUACUACCUCCCUGCAUUUGUACCAAGAGCUAAGCAAUACCGGGUGGUAGUAGACAAGUUAGAUUUCAACUUCCUUGGGGACUUUUUGGCAAGUUCUACCGGAAAUAUUAUAAAUAUCUUUGAUGUCGAGACUAACAACAUCCAUAAAAA
Molecule: messenger RNA, 3126 nt
Organism: Lycium barbarum (goji berry)
Lineage: Eukaryota; Viridiplantae; Streptophyta; Magnoliopsida; Solanales; Solanaceae
Exons: 8
Coding region: 1661-2542 (293 amino acids)
Molecular function (GO): transcription corepressor activity
Source: RefSeq, a predicted model, not a curated record